AUGGAUUUGAUCACAUCACCACCGUCCAAUCCCAAAACCCACCAUUGUUUCCCUCUUCACCGCACGUUUAACCGGCCAGGAAGAGCCGUUUUGGGGUUCAGGCCAUUGCCUCAGAGUUCCAAGGUCCUAAAUUUUGUUCAUUAUGAUUCAAAACAAUCACAACCCAAUAAGUUUUUAACAAGCACAAAGCUUUUCCGCCAUUUGCUUACCAAUUCCAAUAGAACAGUACCAACAAUAAGUACCAAUGCAGCUUUGUCUGAAGCCACAGACCCAGAGGCAGAUACAGAGCCAGGGAAGUAUAGGAGAAUUCUAUUGUCUGAUGUGAUUGUGAAGAGGCCUAGGAAUGUGUUUAUGGGGAGAGAAUGGAAAUUAAGGGAUAUGGCCACAGCUGGUGUUGUUUUGGCAAUGCAUUUACUCAGUCUUUUUGCACCUUUUCAAUUCAAUUGGGGAGCUUUUUGGGUGGCAGUGGCACUUUAUGUUGUGACUGGUCUAUUUGGCAUCACUCUUUCUUAUCAUAGGAAUCUUUCACACAAGAGUUUCAAGCUCCCCAAGUGGCUUGAAUACUUGUUUGCUUAUUUUGCAGUUCAAGCACUUCAGGGGAGCCCAAUUGAUUGGGUGAGCACACAUAGGUACCACCACCAGUUUUGUGAUUCAGAGAGAGACCCACAUAGCCCAAUUGAAGGUUUCUGGUGUAGUCACAUUAGUUGGCUCUUUGAUACCAAUUCUGUGGCUGAAAGGUGUGGGGGAUCAAAUAAUGCUGGGGAUUUAGAGAAGCAGCCCUUCUAUCAGCUCAUUCAGAAAACUUACAUUGCUCACCCCAUUGCUCUUGGAGUUCUACUGUAUGCAAUGGGAGGAUUCCCAUUCCUUGUGUGGGGAAUGGGUGUGAGAAUUAUAUGGGUAUACCACAUUACAUGGCUGGUUAACUCGGCUUGCCACGUGUGGGGAAAGCAAGCAUGGAAUACUAGUGACUUGUCCAGGAACAAUUGGUGGGUGGCAUUAUUAGCAUUUGGAGAGGGUUGGCACAAUAAUCACCAUGCUUUUGAGUACUCAGCUAGACAUGGCCUCAAUUGGUGGCAGCUUGACAUGACUUGGUAUGUUGUGAGAUUUCUCCAAGCUAUUGGAUUGGCAACUGACGUGAAGUUACCCACAGAGGCCCACAAACAAAGAAUGGCUUUUAACUAA
Molecule: messenger RNA, 1182 nt
Organism: Prunus armeniaca (apricot)
Lineage: Eukaryota; Viridiplantae; Streptophyta; Magnoliopsida; Rosales; Rosaceae
Source: the annotation of a GenBank genome assembly